This is a messenger RNA of Suillus bovinus, 1267 nucleotides long. RefSeq lists its product as uncharacterized. The coding region runs from base 263 to 1132 and encodes 289 amino acids. The record is from RefSeq and is a predicted model, not a curated record. Lineage: Eukaryota; Fungi; Basidiomycota; Agaricomycetes; Boletales; Suillaceae. The transcript is spliced from 6 exons.
GAUUUCGUCUCUGAUGAGGAAUUUCAGAGGAUGAUGCAUGGAGGCGGCGGGUUCGCACAACCGCGCAUGGGAGGUGAUCAUAUCGGUCGUGAGGACUUUGGUGAAUGGGAUCGUCAGAGACCACCUCAGGACGACGGUUACCAAGCAUCAUAUCCGCAGCAGUCCGCCCCUUACGAACAGCGCACAUCUGGCUAUGAGAGCGGUGCAUAUUCUCAGCCUUCUCGUAAUCAGUAUGCUGUCCCAGAAUCGCUAGAGCCGCACCAUGGAAGCAACGUGUACGCAUCACCUACUGGUGCUCCUGGUGGACCACCCAGUCGUGCCCCAGCGGGAGGUUAUGCUCCGCCUCCCGGGCCACCGCCUUCAGCUACUAGACCUUCAUAUGGAUACGAUGCUCCUCCUCAAGGAGGAUCGGGACAAGGCGCUGCGAGUGAUUAUUACAACGGACCUCCGCCAGCCAUACUCGCGCACCCCAGAUAACGCAACCGCUUAUGAUGACUCCCCUAACCCACCUCCCUACCACCCUCAAUCCUCGGGCGGGUUCGACGAGGAGAAUUACCAAUCUCACUUCUCUGCUCACGAUCAGGCGUAUGGUUCUGGUCAUGAUGACAGGCCGAUGGCGAGUGAUGCUAUCGGUGCAGCUGCCGCUAUCGAAGCGCUGAAGAUCACAGCUGCAAAUAAUCAGUCAGGUGACAGGCCGCAGCAGGGAGGUAGACCACAAGGUGGAUUCCAUCCCGAUGCGGACGCUCCGCAUGCGAGACCAUCUGCCGGCCUUGCUUCUGGUGCGCACCAGUCAUCAGACAUGGGUGGGAGACCGAGUGGUGGAAAGCCUCAGGGGCGGCCGCAGAAUGCGGAAUAUGACGACGAGGACGAGGAUGAAAGCCCGGCUGAUAAAGCACAGGCUCCUAAGGGAGGUGGUGGCAUGCAGGACAAAGUCAUUGCCCUGGCGAUGGCUCAGGCAGGUAAGCUUUUCGACAAGAAGGGCGGAGGGGACAGCCAAGGAAAGUCGCAAGCUAUGCAAUCAGCUGCGGCGACUGCAAUGCGCUUAAUGGGAGAGUACAAAUCGACGGGUAAGGUAAACAUGGAGCCAGGGGAGAUGCAGAAGCUUAUGGGGCUUGCAAUGUCGCUGUUUUGAAGUGAAAGGGGCACAGAAUUCGUGAUUGAUCUUGCAGUUAUAUAACUACAACUCGAAGACAUUUGAUACGGUCUCGGUUUUUGAGCAGUCUGAUUAUACACGAUGAGCUUCAUGCAUGAUUUAACAAAGUUGUUG